This is a messenger RNA of Chrysochloris asiatica (Cape golden mole), 1647 nucleotides long. RefSeq names its product multiple epidermal growth factor-like domains protein 6-like. The record is from RefSeq and is a predicted model, not a curated record. The coding region runs from base 1 to 1647 and encodes 548 amino acids. Lineage: Eukaryota; Metazoa; Chordata; Mammalia; Afrosoricida; Chrysochloridae. Gene Ontology annotation, molecular function: calcium ion binding. The transcript is spliced from 12 exons.
AUGGACCCCUGCGCAGGUGGGAAUGGAUGUGCCCACAUCUGUCAGAGUGAGAGUGGGAUGGCCAGGUGUGCCUGCCACCCGGGGUACCAGCUGCUUGAAGACAAAAAGGCCUGUGGAGAUAUAAAUGAAUGUGCUGAAGGGAUUGCACACUGUGGCCAUCGCUGUGUGAACACCAUGGGAUCAUUCACUUGUGCCUGCCAUCCUGGCUUUGAGCUGGGAGCUGAUGGAAAACAAUGUUACAGGAUUGAAUUGGAAAUUGUCAAUAGCUGUGAAAAUAACAAUGGUGGUUGUUCCCAUCACUGUGAAAAUGCAGCUGGUGGACCCAGUUGUUCCUGUCACCAUGGACACCAACUUGAUUCAGAUGAGAAAACAUGCAUAGACCUUGAUGAAUGUGAGAGUGGAGAAGCCUGCUGUGCCCAGCUCUGCAUCAACUACUUAGGAGGCUAUGAGUGUGGUUGUAAGGAAGGAUAUCAUAUCAGUCCAGAUGGUUGUGGAUGUGAUGAUGUGGACGAGUGUCUGGAUGUUAAUAUAGUCUGUGAUCAACUGUGCAUCAAUUCUGUGGGAACAUAUGACUGUACUUGUGAAGAAGGCUAUAGAAUUGGAAGUGACGGGAAAACUUGCAUCGCUUUAGAUGAUGAUGAGUUAGAAGAAGAUGAAUUGGAAGUUGUGAGGUUCCCAGGCCUUGUAUUUAAGAGCCCACCUCAACUGCUUCAUUAUGUUGCUGCCUCUGUGUCUCCUACCUAUGAAGAUGAGGAGGAGGAGGAGGAAGAAGAUAAAGAUAUCCGAGGAGCACUUACUGCAUUGGGCAAAGUUGUCUGUUUAGAUGGCACCUUUGGACAUGAUUGCAGUUUGAGCUGUGCGGACUGCGUGAAUGGAGGCACAUGCCGGGAAGGGAGGAGCGGGUGCACCUGCCCAACUGGCUGGGGUGGCCUUCUUUGCAAUGAAACUUGUUCUCCAGAGGUCAGUGGGAAAUGGUGUAGCAGCAUCUGUCACUGCCAGAAUGGAGGCACCUGUGAUGCCCUGAAUGGGCAGUGCCAAUGCCCCUCUGGAGUUCACGGAGCAGCCUGUGAAACCGGAUGCCCAAAAGGAUUUUUUGGGAAGAACUGCAAGAGGAAAUGUAACUGUGCCAACACUGGUCAUUGCCACAGGGUUUAUGGGGCCUGUAUGUGUGAGCCGGGACGCUACGGGCGCUUUUGUCAUCUGAACUGUCCCAGGGGGACCUACGGAGCUGGCUGCUCUUCAGAAUGUCAGUGUGUGGAGGAGAACACCCUGGAAUGCAAUGCCAAAAAUGGUAUUUGCACCUGCAAAUCUGGUUACCAAGGCAACAGAUGCCAGGAAGCCUGCCCUGAUGGCCUCUGGGGACCAGAGUGUCAGUUCUCCUGUGGACCCUGUGAGAAUGGAGGUCAAUGCAACAAACAAGAUGGGAACUGUGACUGCACUCCUGGUUACACGGGAAAAUCCUGUACCAUACCUGCCACCAAGUGGGCCCCACCUCCAGGUGACUCCGAGUACAGUGGAAAGCAUGCUGUCCAAACCUGUGGAAUCCUCAUGAUUGUUCAUAGCAACAUGCAGACCUCUCCUAACAGACAGAUACUGACUUCUUUCCAGGGAGAACUUCUCUCCAGGGAAUACAUUAGGAAAGACUAA